AUAUCAACGUCAGGGGAUCAAAGCGAGAAGAACAGAUUUCCAUUGUAGGAGUAUAUAUAGAAGAUCAUGUGUAGGUAAGCUAUAGCAUAUCAUAGUACCACACACACUCCUUCCCUCCCUGCCCGGCCACUUGACACUUGUCACUCUCCAUUACUCCCCAUUGCCCCCAAGAAAGGAACUCCACCUAUUCUCUUUGUGGCCAAUACCCAUUUCUUCCCUAGCUAGCUAGCACGCCAUCAUCUGUUUGCCCCCAUACUGUUCUUCUCUACGGCAUCCCAAGGAGAGGAGACAUAUAUAGCACUUGUGAAGCAAGUCGCUAGAGAAUUAAGUCUGUCGUGAUCGGUCACCCGAUCAUCUGACAGGCAAAGAAGAAGGGGCCGUGGGCAGUUCUUCACAAUGGGCGGCAGUAUUGGUGGUCGAUGCCGGAUCAGUGGGCUGGCCUUGGUCGUCGUCGUCGUGCUCUUGUCGACGACAAUGGCAAACGGCAUUAGGACCGGUGGGGCAACUAACGUUGGCACCGGUGCUCCUGGUCCAGCUGCAAUAUCUGCCACUGAUGUGGCGCCGCCGCCGCCGGUUGCUGCCGCUGCAACAACGGUGCCUUCCGAGAAGGCUGCAUUGGAUGAUACGUACAAGGACAGCAAGAGGAAGGUGCCCAACGGGCCUGAUCCGAUUCACAAUAGGAGAACCAGAUGGGGAGACGCACCGGCGAGGCGAGUGUAGAGCGUCGACAGGCAUUUAGGCGCGUAAACUGCCGAGAUCCAAAGGCCAAAAACACCGAUCGAGCACAACAUUGAAGUGGCAAUGGAAGGUUCCAUGGCUACUUGCAACAGCCAUGGUGGUGCUCAUGAUGGUCGUCGAGGGAGAGUUAUAUACUUAUAUAAGUAUUCAUGUACUCGCUUGCUUUGGCCAAAGUGUUCUGAUCUCUCUUGACGAGGGUUUUGUAUUCUUUUUUCCUUUCCUUUUUCUUCUUUUGGAGGGGUUAAUGGUGUUAAAAGGAGCACUCCAACUCCAAGCGUAUUACUGCGUUCACAGUUUCACACAGAGUAAAAGCUCACACGACUCAAAGAUUCUUGUCACGACA
This is a messenger RNA of Brachypodium distachyon (stiff brome), 1081 nucleotides long. RefSeq lists its product as uncharacterized. The transcript is spliced from 2 exons. The coding region runs from base 397 to 720 and encodes 107 amino acids. The record is from RefSeq and is a predicted model, not a curated record. Lineage: Eukaryota; Viridiplantae; Streptophyta; Magnoliopsida; Poales; Poaceae.